This is a messenger RNA of Vitis riparia (riverbank grape), 732 nucleotides long. RefSeq names its product 60S ribosomal protein L21-1-like. Gene Ontology annotation, cellular component: cytosolic large ribosomal subunit; ribosome. Lineage: Eukaryota; Viridiplantae; Streptophyta; Magnoliopsida; Vitales; Vitaceae. Gene Ontology annotation, molecular function: structural constituent of ribosome. The record is from RefSeq and is a predicted model, not a curated record. Gene Ontology annotation, biological process: translation. The transcript is spliced from 2 exons. Bases 40 to 537 code for a protein of 165 amino acids.
CCGAGUCUUCGAUAGCGGUAGAGAGUUGGGUAAGGGAAGAUGCCGGCGGGACACGGACUCCGAUCGAGGACUCGAGACUUGUUCGCGAGGCCCUUCAGGAAGAAGGGUUACAUUCCCUUGACCACGUACCUGAGAACCUUUCGCAUCGGAGACUACGUGGACAUCAAAGUAAACGGCGCCGUCCACAAGGGCAUGCCCCACAAGUUCUACCAUGGCCGCACUGGUAAGGUCUGGAACGUCACCAAGCGCGCCAUCGGUGUUGAAGUAAACAAGCAGGUGGGUAACAGGAUAAUCAAGAAGCGGAUCCAUGUGCGAGUGGAGCAUGUGCAACCUUCAAGGUGUACUGAGGAAUUCCGGCUGAGGAAGUUGAAGAAUGAUGAAUUGAAGGCAGAGGCAAAAAAGAACGGCGGUCAGAUCAUCAGCACGAAAAGGCAGCCAGAGGGGCCUAAACCAGGUUUCAUGGUGGAAGGUGCAACCUUGGAAACUGUUACUCCAAUUCCUUAUGAUGUUGUCAAUGAUCUCAAGGGUGGCUACUAGGUCAGCUUUUCCUUGGUUUUGAUUUUUUGUUUGGUUUUUGUGCUGCAAACUUCGGUAGACUGUAUUAGCUUAUUUGAAGGAAUGUUUUUCUGAAAAUCGUCCCUAAGAGGUGUUUACUUUCCAAACAUCUUACUGCUCUUGACAUUUGGGUUAGUUAAAAAUAUGGAAGGUCGUGAAUUCUUUUUUUGCGUGAUU